AUGGUGUUCAAGGAGCUUGUUCAUCAGAUCCUUGAGAAGAUAAAAGCUGAGCCAUACUUCAAAUGGCCAAACAAAAUGGGAGGUGACCCCGCGAAGCGUAAGCAAGGUCUUUAUUUUCAGUAUCACCAAGAUCGUGGGCACACUACCAAGGAUUGUAGAACUUUUCGUGACUACUUAGAGCAAUUGGUCAAGGUGGGGAAGCUAAGACAGUUUAUGCAUCAGCCCUUUAGGUUGGGAAGUCAGGUUGUGUCGGCAUACCAGAGGGAGUCUGUCUCGAGACCAUCCCUAGGAACAAUUUGUGUUAUUCUUGCAACCCCAGGUUGGAUUAGGGGAUGCCCUUCUGGGGUUAUGUCCAUAGCAAGACCAAAUACCAAGGACUUGGUCCCUGAGUCUAAACGAAGGAGGUUGGAAGUUCGACCAACUUUGAGCUUUUUUGAUGAACACAAGGUUGGAACUUAUCAACGGCAUGAUGAUGCCCUAGUAGUAACCCUUCGAAUUGGAGGGUACAAUGUAAGAAGGGUCCUGGUAGACCAAGGCAGUGGGGCAAAAAUCAUGUAUCCCAACCUGUACAAUGGACUUAAUUUGAAACCCGAGGACUUAGUUAUGAUUCCCUUUUGGUGGGAUUUGAUGGGAAGAUGGUCAUCUUGA
Quercus lobata is the source of this 648-nucleotide messenger RNA. RefSeq lists its product as uncharacterized. NCBI's taxonomy places the organism in Eukaryota, Viridiplantae, Streptophyta, Magnoliopsida, Fagales, Fagaceae. The coding region runs from base 1 to 648 and encodes 215 amino acids. The transcript has a single exon. The record is from RefSeq and is a predicted model, not a curated record.